UAAAAGCCUAUAAUAAAAGUCAUUUUUCUAAUGGGUCCAUACCAUUCUUUGUCUUAAGUUUGCACCUUCCCCUUUAAAUCCCUCCGUCAGUCAUCACUCUUUCUUUAUAAUCUUCACUCUCUCUACGAGUCCAAGAAAGAGAGAGCAGAGAGAGAUGGACCAAGAACAAGAACUUGUCAGAUGGGAAGGGUAUGUAGACUGGAGAAACAGGCCAGCACUGAGAGGCAGCCAUGGAGGAAUGCUUGCUGCCUCUUUCGUAUUGGUGGUGGAAGUAUUAGAGAACCUGGCAUAUCUGGCAAAUGCAAGCAACUUGGUUUUGUAUUUAUCAGAAUACAUGCACUUAUCUCCUUCUAGAUCUGCUAAUAAUGUCACGAAUUUCAUGGGAACUGCUUUUCUUUUAGCCCUUCUCGGUGGGUUUCUUUCUGAUGCUCUUUUCACUACUUAUCGCAUCUACCUGAUAAGUGCUGCCAUUGAAUUUCUGGGACUAGUGAUACUGACGGUGCAAGCACGAUCAUCGUCGUUGAAGCCGUCGGCGUGUGACCCAGAAAAUGCCACCGCACCGUGCGAAGAAGUAAAUGGCGCGAAAGCUGCAAUGUUGUUUAUCGGACUGUAUCUGGUGGCUCUUGGUGUUGGAGGGAUAAAAGGGUCAUUGCCUGCACACGGAGCAGAGCAAUUCGAUGAGAGCACACCACAGGGAAGAAAGCAGAGAUCAAGUUUCUUCAAUUACUUCGUCUUCUGUUUAUCUUGUGGAGCCUUAAUUGCAGUCACAUUUGUUGUUUGGAUUGAAGACAACAAAGGCUGGGAAUGGGGAUUUGGAGUCUCUACAAUUGCUAUACUUUUGUCUAUCCCUAUCUUCCUUGCUGGCUCACCCACUUACAGAAACAAGAUUCCUUCUGGAAGUCCUCUUACUACCAUUUUCAAGGUUUUGGUCGCUGCUUCAAUUAACACCUGCAAGAGCAGAAGUCCAAGCAAUGUUGUAGCUAACCUGAAUACAAGCCCUUUCAAUCAAACUGCAGACAUUCAAAGCCUGGAAUCCAAAGGGACUUCGAGUGAAAUAAUACCGAUUGAAACUUCAACAGAAAGCUUAAGCUGUCUUAACAGAGCAGUAAUGAAAAGACCAGUCCAUUCUAAACUAGAAUGCACAAUACAAGAAGUAGAAGAAGUCAAAAUUGUUAUUAAAAUCCUCCCAAUAUUUGCUUGCACUAUAAUGCUGAAUUGCUGCCUAGCUCAACUCUCCACAUUUUCUGUACAGCAAGCAGCAACCAUGAACACCAAACUCGGUUCAUUAAAAGUCCCUCCUGCUUCCCUUCCGAUCUUCCCUGUAAUCUUUAUCAUUAUCCUAGCACCGAUUUACGACCAUUUUAUUAUUCCAUUUGCAAGAAAAAUAACCAAAUCUGAAAUGGGUAUUACCCAUUUGCAAAGAAUUGGGAUAGGUUUAGUUCUGUCUUCAAUAGCAAUGGCAAUAGCAGCUCCAGUCGAAAUCAAGCGAAAAAGAGUUGCUACAGAUUCAGGACUAUCACAUGACUCAACAACUCCUUUGCCAAUAACAUUCUUUUGGAUAGCAUUUCAGUACUUGUUCUUGGGAUCAGCAGAUCUUUUCACUUUGGCAGGACUUUUAGAAUUUUUCUUCACAGAAGCACCUACAAGCAUGAGAUCGUUAGCUACUUCGCUUUCUUGGGCUUCACUGGCCAUGGGAUAUUACCUCAGCUCAGUAAUUGUAUCGGUAGUAAACAAUAUUACAGGUAACUCCACGCAUAGACCAUGGCUAUCAGGCAGCAACAUAAAUGAAUAUCAUCUCGAAAGAUUCUACUGGCUCAUGUGUGCGCUUAGUGCUGUCAAUUUCUUGCAUUACCUUUAUUGGGCUAACUGGUAUAAGUACAGAUCAAUAAGAGUUUCUUAAUUAGGCAAAAAUUAUCAAUUUGUAUGUAUAGAUAUAGCUGAAAAGCAAACCCUUGGGUGAUGUUUAUAAGUCCAGUUGAUGGAUCUUAAAUUUUCCCAUUAGACAUAGGAGAUAAAAUCAAGUGCCAGGGGCAGAGCAAGGAGAUCAGAGUUAUUUCCAUCUUGUAAUCCAAUAUUUUCUACGUUGUAAUAGCUAGAAAGUAGUUUGUUCAUUUUAUCCAAGGAAAAUUGAUUAA
Messenger RNA from Jatropha curcas, 2135 nucleotides. RefSeq names its product Major facilitator superfamily protein. Gene Ontology annotation, cellular component: membrane. Gene Ontology annotation, molecular function: transmembrane transporter activity. NCBI's taxonomy places the organism in Eukaryota, Viridiplantae, Streptophyta, Magnoliopsida, Malpighiales, Euphorbiaceae. Gene Ontology annotation, biological process: transmembrane transport. The record is from RefSeq and is a predicted model, not a curated record.